This is a messenger RNA of Penaeus vannamei (Pacific white shrimp), 467 nucleotides long. Its product is annotated as pigment-dispersing hormone type 2-like. The record is from RefSeq and is a predicted model, not a curated record. Gene Ontology annotation, cellular component: extracellular region. NCBI's taxonomy places the organism in Eukaryota, Metazoa, Arthropoda, Malacostraca, Decapoda, Penaeidae. Gene Ontology annotation, biological process: response to light stimulus. Gene Ontology annotation, molecular function: hormone activity.
GGCAUAGCAUUCUUCCCGUGUCCACUUCGCUCUCUGCAAGAUGUGUCGUUUUGCAAUGCUGUUGUUUGUGGUGUUGGCGGUGACGGCCGUCGUGGUGACAGAAGCACAGAGGGAACCUUCAGCUUCAAAGUGUCAGGCUGCAACAGAACUAGCCAUACAAAUUCUGCAGGCAGCGAAAGGCGCUCACACCGGGGUGGUCGUGGGACCCCACAAGAGGAACUCGGAGCUCAUCAACUCUCUUCUGGGUCUUCCCAAGUUCAUGAUUGACGCCGGCAGGAGGUGAUGAGAUGCCUCCCUCUUCACAAGUUUAUGGUUAUGAUUAGAUGCACAAAUCUGAGCCCAAAAUCCCAUGAACCAGUUAUAACGUUUCUUAUUCUGGGAUUGUACUAGACAGAAAAGGAUAUGUCCUGUAAUUUGUGUUUCUUUGGUGUACUAAUUCUGAGCAUAAUUGUUUGACUCUGUGCAGG